Messenger RNA from Debaryomyces fabryi, 4962 nucleotides. It is a transcript of the gene RIM15, whose product is annotated as protein kinase. Gene Ontology annotation, biological process: phosphorelay signal transduction system; peptidyl-serine phosphorylation. The transcript has a single exon. Gene Ontology annotation, cellular component: cytoplasm; nucleus. Gene Ontology annotation, molecular function: ATP binding; protein serine/threonine kinase activity. Lineage: Eukaryota; Fungi; Ascomycota; Pichiomycetes; Serinales; Debaryomycetaceae. The record is from RefSeq and is a predicted model, not a curated record. Bases 1 to 4962 code for a protein of 1653 amino acids.
AUGGAUUUCCCUAAUUUUGUAGAGAUUAUCCAAGAACAAAUAGACUUAAGAUUGGCAUCUUCUGAUAAUCCUACAGCAGUAAUGGAAUUGGAUCUCGACGGGAAUAUACGGUAUUUAAGUCAGAACUGGGAAACCAUUGUGGGGACAAAGAUUAAAAAGAUUGUAAAUAAACCAAUUUCAAAUAUUAUUAUUGGUAAUGACGAUGACUCAAAAGUAUUCAAUAGCUCGAUAGAACUGAUGAUAAGAGAUGAUGGUAGCUAUAAAGUGAAAUUUGUUACAGCAACAGAUGAUAAAUAUUCCUCAACUUUUGCUGAAUCACAUUCAAGCGGAAAGAUAACACCACAUAAUUCGUUAGAAGAUGUAACUAAAGACAUACCCAUACAGGAUUUACAAUAUGAUCCUACGCCUAAUUAUAAUACCAACUCGGAGAGCGAUUCAUCCAGCAGUACCAGUUCAAAAUUAUCUAACAAUGGUAACGUAAUUGAGUUAGAAGCUCAAGGUAUAUUAAUUCACGAUUCGAAGACUAAAUUACCUACGCAUUCAAUAUGGACAAUCAAACCAUUUAUUCAUAUUGAUCUUGAUUUAACAUUACCUGACCAAUUGAUUAGUUUGUUGGGGUUUGGAUCAGAGAUAUUUGAAGGAUAUCUUGUAAGCCUAAAAGAGCUAGGAAUUAUUGACGAGGACUCUGUCCCUCAGCCAAAAACCAUUCUUUGUCGAAUUUGCGAACAGAAUGUACCAGCUUGGUUUAUUGAAAAACACAGCGAUCUUUGUAUUGUUGAACACAGGGUAAGUGAAGAUUUACAAGUGUGUCAUGAUGCUAUUUCAAACCAAAAAGACUUAAUCCUCAAGCUUUCUGAAAAUAUUUGGAUACAACAGUCUCAGAUAUCCCAAAAUGUGAAUAACUCAGCUUCUGUAUCACCUUCUUCAUCACCUCCGUCUUCGUCAUCAAGUUCAAUAAAUCUGAUGAACUCUUCAACUAGUAUGAUAUUAGACUACAAGGGUCUCCCAUUACCGAAGAUAAGUCCAAUGGAAUCCCCAAGAUUGUCGAAUCAAGUAUUGGUUAAAAAUGCCUCUGCUCUCCAAUCACUCCAGACCAAGAAAUUUCCAUUCGGAGUUUUUCAAAGAUUAGUCGAAUUCUGCGAUGAAGCUCUCCAAAUAAAUCCAGCCGAUACCAAUGAAGUUGGGAGUUUUCAAUUUAGUCCUAACUCUGAAAGAGCUAUUAAUUUUGUUCUCAAUUGGAAGGCAUAUGAGACGUCAGAUUUAUCUAUUCGAACACUUAUAGAAGAUACGCAAAUCCUCGUGAAUGAUAAAAUUGAUACGCUAUCAAGGUUAUUAUCAAUUUUACAAUAUUCUGAGAAGAUUAAGAAUGAAGUUGAUGAAUUAGUUUUGCAAACUGUGAGAGAAACAGUCGCAAAAAUAAAAGAACAAACAAUGAUGAAUGAACAAAACCACGAUUCUGUUUAUUCCUACGAUGACAAUGACUCUACUGCAAUAUUUUCGAAUGAGAAUGAUCAAAAACCUUCAGGAGAUGAAUUAGAGGUUCCCAAACUUUCUACAAACAAUUCUACCAAUCUUUCAAUUCAAUCUCCUCAACCGUCGCGAACAAGAAGUCCUCAGUCUAAGUUAUUCGCGGAACCAUACGUAAAAGAUGAAGUUAAGUCCAACCAAUCUAUAACACCCAGGGAUAUAUUACUCAGAGGUAGAACUUCGAGUGGGUUACUGACAAAUUCAUUAUCCACAUCAUCACUAUCUGCUAAUUCAAGAAGUCAUUCCAGAAAUCGUUCUAAAGAUAAUAACUUAGCUGAAUCAUUGCAUGACUUAGAUUUAAGUAAAAAGUCGUCGGAAGGAUUGUCAAACAACUCGUCAUAUUCUUCACCAAGGCGGCAUUUAUCACCUGUUCCAUAUAUUGAAAAGCAAAACUUAUCCUCAUUUCAAAGAAAUACCAACUCUAGAUUCGAAACUAACACUCCAUUAUCAUCUCCAUCAUUUGCUCAUACUGAGUUUCAACAUAGCGACAAAGGCGGUCAUAUAUAUGAAAAGAGGGCAGGUACAGGAGGUUGGCAUAAUCAUAAUAUUUCGUUGAACUUAAAUUUUAAUUCGAACAAGAAUUCAACGAACAAACCACCAUUAUCUCCUUUGUUGGUUUCUCUGACUCCAACAAGCAAACCAUCAACCGGUGAUAUUAGAGAUUAUGAGGUGCUAAAAGCUAUUAGUAAGGGUGCUUUUGGAUCGGUCUUUUUAGCUAAAAGAAAAUUGACAGGAGAUUAUGUAGCGAUUAAGUGUUUGAAAAAAAGAGAUAUGGUAGCCAAAAAUCAAAUCUUAAAUGUGAAAUCCGAAAGGGCUGUUAUGAUGAGACAGACCGAUUCACCUUAUGUUGCUCAAUUAUAUAGCAGCUUCCAGACCAGAGAUUAUCUUUAUUUGGUUAUGGAAUAUUUGAAUGGUGGUGACUGUGCAACACUACUAAAGGUAUUAGGUACUUUGGGAAAUGAGUGGGCUAAAAGAUACGUGGCUGAGGUAGUGGUGGGUGUUGAUGAUUUGCACAAAAGAGGUAUAAUUCAUAGAGAUUUAAAGCCGGAUAAUUUAGUCAUAGAUAGUAAGGGGCAUUUAAAAUUGACGGAUUUCGGUUUGUCCAGAAUGGGAGUUGUGGGGAGACAAACUAGAGCUCAAAGAAAGAGUAGUACAUCGGAACAAGCAAUCGAUUUAUUCCGAAAAAGCCUUAAUCAAGCAAAUCAAACUGCAUUUGCCAAUGUAUCAGGGUUAGGAUUAACAAGUGCUAAUGACUCGCCAUCGUCCGAGGCUAGCGUACAUAAAAGGAAUACAUCUGAUACUUUGUUCUCAUUAUCACCAAGUUUUGACCAUGCAAAAUUGACCCCUGCUUCAGCAGCUGGUUCACUGUUGAUUUCUCCUCUUGUACCAUUUAGUGACACGUUCGGACAACCUUUAAGUCAACAAUCUCAACCAAGUCCUCUUCAGAUGCCACAGCAAAAGCAAGGGAAUAAUAGGCAAAGUUUUGCUGGUAGUUUUAAAGGUGGUUCCGGAAGAACAGGAUCAGGCUCGUUAGAAUCACCGUUAUUAAAGCCAGUGCUAGCGAGAACAGCAUCAGAGUCCUCCUUUUCAAUUACUGAGGAUGAUUAUCCAACGCUUUCAUCUCACAAUCAAGAUGUUGUGAAUUCUUAUGCGUUGUUUGACCCUGAGAAUGAAGACUCUUCUGAAAUGAAAAAUUUUGUGGGAACUCCAGAUUACUUAGCACCAGAAACUAUUUCCGGUGAAACGCAAAGUGAAUCUUCCGAUUGGUGGUCUCUAGGAUGUAUAUUAUUUGAAUUUUUAUUUGGGUAUCCACCAUUUCAUGCUGAUACUCCAGAUAAAGUCUUCAAAAAUAUUUUGAAUUGUGAAAUAGACUGGCCACCAUUAUCAGAAGAAGAAGAACUAGAAAUAUGCCCAGCAACAGCAAAAGAUUUGAUUAAAAAACUAUUAACCUUGAAACCCGAAGAAAGAUUAGGAUACAAUGGAGCAGAUGAAAUAAAAAGACAUCCAUACUUUAGAGAAAUUAACUGGUUUACAUUAUUUGAGGAGGUUCCUUCAUUCAUUCCUACUCUGGAUGAUCCAGAAUCUACGGACUACUUUGAUAAUAGAGGUGCUGAUAUAUCACAUUUUCCCAAAGAAGAUUCGGACGAGGAAAGCAAAUUAAUGACUAAUGCGGCGUCCAUCAACACUACUGAAUUCGGUUCCCCUUCAUUAAAUUGCAAGACGAAUACUGAUGAUGUUUUGGAUUCAAAUAUUGGGGAUUUUGAAAAUGCUAGUGCUAGUGGAACUGGUAGCAAUACUAAUAGUAACAACAGCAAUAGCUAUGGUAAUGGAUCCAGUAAUAGUGUCACGGGGAAUGGAAAACGGGAAAGACGAGGUAGUAGAUUGGCUGACCCUAGUGAGUUUGGAUCAUUUCAUUUUAGAAACCUACAUGUGUUGGAAAAAGCCAAUAAGGAUGUAAUUAAUAGAUUGAAAAAUGAACAUCUAGAGCAUAGAAAUAGUUUUUCAUCUUCAUCAUCAGAGUCCACUACAAACUCUAGGUCAAGAGGAUUUUCAUUCAGUGGAACGAGUAAUAAUAACAGCCCGGGAAAUCCCUUUAAGAGGCCGGUUUCGCCUAUAAAUUAUCUAAACCAUAGAUCUUCCUCUCCUAAUAGAUUUGAGAAAGAAAGUCAAUCGUCUCCACAGUCUGCUAUUUACAAACAAGAAAGAGUGGGGUCUGCGGUAAGUACCUAUUCAUCUGGCGAUGAAUACCCAUUUGAUGUGGGUAAAGUAUCUCCAGGUUCAGAGAGUAUUAAAGGUCACAAUCACAGAUCAUCAGUGCACUCAUUAUCAAGACAAGUAUUCAAACCUCCUACAAAUGACUUUUCACCAUCCAGUUCUGAUAAUGAAGAUUCAAAAUCACUGGCACUAUUAAGAGUGAGGAAAAGACGGGAGAGUGUUCGCAGACAAGGCAGCAGUGAAGGCUCUUUUUCAAGACUCGGAAGUAAACAUAGUGAAGAACUAAUUCGUCCCAAAUUGCAUGAGCUUGACGUGCUAUACUGUGAACCAAUCCCAAUUGUACGUCACACCAUAUCCAAGUUGAUGGAUACAUUGGGAUGCAUAGUCGUAUCUGUAUCUGACGGUGACGAAUUAAUUCGUCGUGCUACAAGUCAGGUUAAAUUUGACUUAAUAUUUACUGCUUUGAAAUCAUCUAAGGUAGAAGCUCCAGAUGCAGUUAAGUUAAUUAAAUAUACCAGUGGUAUAAACUCUAAUACUCCAAUAAUCGCAAUCACUGGAUUCUCUAAGGAGGCCAUUCAAUCGGAAGCAUUCGACGAUGUUCUCGAAAAACCAAUUGACAUAGAUAGCCUUAAGAAUUGUUUAAGGAAGUUUUGUUAUAAUUCAACUGUACUUGAUGAUGAAGCUAUUGAAUCAGACACAGAGGGUGAUCUGAAGAAAUAA